AUGGAAUAUCUCCCGAUUUGUCAGAAACUAGCUCAUCAGAAUGCUAGUUUAAACACAGAGGUCAAGUUAAAGAAUUCACCAGAAAAAUUGAAACUCGUGUUAGAAACAGUCACAUUUCAUUUACUUUCUAUUAUGGAUGGAUCAACAAAAUCAUCUGCCUUCUUUGAAAAACUUCGAAAACAUUUCGACAAUGAGCCCACAAAUUUGGAAACGGAUGUGGAAUAUUUCUGUAUGGUGACAGGAACAGUUCCGAGCCAGAUUCACAUCCCCUUGGGUUGUUUUCUUCUAUUGUCGUCACAAAUGAAAAGCAAUUACAGUACUGAGCAUCUCGUAAAAUGGAUAGAAUCAAUUCAGGCAAAAUCAGUUAUCGAGAGUUAUUCAUAUGUACAUAAUUUGGAGGAAGUGCCCAAAUUUGUAUUAUUUGAUGUAAUGUUAAGAAAUCCGCAGUUCAAGGAAGAGUUUUUGCUUCAAAAGGAUAUAUGGCUACAUAACUUGAAACCGUUUGCACUACAGCGGGGAGGCCAAACCUUUAUUUUAAAGUCGAUUAUUGACAAUUUGAUUUACUAUGGUAUUAUGUUUGAGCUGGAUACUUUGGCAGAAAUACUAAAAACUACCUUGGACUUUUUCCAAUCAUCUAGAACUGGUGUUAAUGUGCAUUUGGAUGAUGAUUUUAUAAAUGAGUUGAUCUGGAACACAGCUUUAUACUCAUUUAGAUAUAGCGAUAUUAAGCCACUGUCGAUUGCCAAUAUUCAAGAACUUUUAGUGACAUAUCUUAGUCUGGUGGAAAAAUUAUCAUUCAAAGCAUACAUGGGUAUCACUUUAGUGGUGUCAAAAGUAUCUCGAGAAAGGGGCGAAAAGCUUUUUCACAUUGCUGAAAGCAAAUUCAUUAACCAGAAAACUACCCUGAAAGAGAUGGUGGCCUACUAUAUGACCCAAUUAUACCUUGCAAAGUCCCCGGAAGAUUUGGUUCACAUAUUCAAUAUCGCUAUCAAGAAAUACAAGUUGUCCUCUAAGCUAUGGCUAGUUUUUAUUAGAAAGUUGAGUUUAUUUGGUUUGCUUGAUGAAAAAAGAGCCACUAAGAUUCUCAAGAAAAUGGUUCUGACAAAUGUGAAUAUCAAUAGUGACAUCAUUACUGAACUUUCAAAGUCGGUAGUUGAUUUUACCGUUUUGGAAGCGAUGAUUCAAAUGGUAGGCACAGAAAAGGCAAGAUUUUUUUUGACAAGGUACAUUCAAUUGAUGAACUUGUACGAUGGUAGACUUUCCCAAAUAGAGUUGCCAUGGGACAGGAAAUUUGAUAAAUCGAGUGCUUAUAAAGGAUUUUCAAGUAUAGCAGAUUACACUCGUUAUCUAUGCACAUUACUACCUACAACAUCCAUUCAUCAAAUCAGUCUACUUUUGGAAAACGAGGCAAAGAGAAACCCACAAAAUACAUUCCAAAUUUAUAAAAAAGAGCUUUUGGAUAAGGCAUUAUCUCCGAAUAAAAAAUGUUUGGGGGUUUUGUUAGCAGUGGCAUAUGAUUAUGGUGAUUUUGAAGCGUGGGAUAGAUAUAGAGCACCACAGGUGGCAAUUCGUGAAUUUCAGCGGCAUGUCAAGACUACAAAAACCGGAAUAGAGCCAAACGAAUGGUUAUGGAACAAGUACAUCAAAUUGCUCCUGAAGUAUGAUUACAUUUCAGAAUUAUCAAAAAUAAUGAAAUGGUGGGACGAUUUGAAAUUCGAGCCGAGUAAGGGACUACUCCUACUAUUAUUGUCGGCGUUGCCACGUGAAUUUUCUGAAAGACACAUAAAGCAUCACGAAAAGUUGCAACUGAAAAGAGAUUGGCCAUGGCCAAGUAUAGAAGAGUUUAAUGCAUUUACUGUAAAUAGAGACACCAUGAAAUAA
This is a messenger RNA of Candida albicans SC5314, 1881 nucleotides long. RefSeq lists its product as uncharacterized. Lineage: Eukaryota; Fungi; Ascomycota; Pichiomycetes; Serinales; Debaryomycetaceae. The record is from RefSeq and is a predicted model, not a curated record. The transcript has a single exon. Bases 1 to 1881 code for a protein of 626 amino acids.